This is a messenger RNA of Lontra canadensis (Northern American river otter), 904 nucleotides long. Its product is annotated as atherin-like. Lineage: Eukaryota; Metazoa; Chordata; Mammalia; Carnivora; Mustelidae. The record is from RefSeq and is a predicted model, not a curated record. The transcript is spliced from 3 exons. The coding region runs from base 1 to 786 and encodes 261 amino acids.
AUGAGACAGAAAGAUCAGUACAAGUUGGCAGGCCAGCACAAGAGGGAGAAACUGAGGCGGAGGGAGCAGCCAGAUUCCCAAACAGGACCUGGCCGCAAACAUGAAAGUCGAGAGACAAUCCGGCUUUGCCUGGGGGUCAGAGGGACUGCAGCAAGCUCAGGACUCCGUAGACAGACACCUACUCAGACAGGGGGAACCGGUUUGGGCAGGGGCUGCGAGAGCGUUCCCGCCUGCGCAUGCGCCCUGUUCCCUCCGCCACAGCUCCCCCUCCCCCCAAUCACGGCUCCCCUCAGAACCCGGCUAGUCGAGGGAGGUGAGCGCAGUCUGGCCGGCCCAGCCCAGCGGGAUGAGAACACAGCCGGGCCCCCAGCAGGGCCUGUCACAGGAUUCCCCCGGGCUUGGUGGAUAGGAGGAUGGGAGGAGGAGGGGAAACGCGGCCCUACCCGACCCGCCGUCUCCUCCUCCGCCGCCCGCCGUUCGCCGUCCCGGAGGCUCCGCCGCCUGGGCCUCCCCAGCCGCCCUGCCCCCGCCCUCCCCGCCCCCUACUCACGUGAGAACCGCUUCUUCCGCCCUCCGCCCCGCCUCCCGCCCCGCCUCAUAGGCCUGCGGCGAAGCCGAGCAGCCCCAUUGGCCCAACAGCAGGCGGCGAGGGCGUACUUCCUUUCCUCGAAGCUCCACCUGGGCUUUUACCCUGCCACGGGAGUCUGCGCCUGCGCCGAGUCUGCGCUCCUGAAGAUUCAGUACAGUAUGCCUUGGAGAAUAGAAAACAGAGACAAGCUACAGUAAAAAAUAAAACAUCACAUUCCCACCAUCAAUGUUAAUACCAUAAUGCAGAUCCUUGUGUGCCAACAUAGUUUUUCAGAAUGAGAUCACGUGGUUUAGCAAUCUGCUUUAUUCAAUUAAC